Molecule: messenger RNA, 1971 nt
Organism: Bradysia coprophila
Lineage: Eukaryota; Metazoa; Arthropoda; Insecta; Diptera; Sciaridae
Product: glutamine synthetase 2 cytoplasmic-like
Cellular component (GO): cytoplasm
Molecular function (GO): glutamine synthetase activity
Source: RefSeq, a predicted model, not a curated record
AAUAUCGAAUCGUCGCAGUCUUAAUUCAACUACCAUAGAUAAAGAAUCGAAAGUGUUAUAAUGCCGAGAGGAAGUCAACCAUUACCUAAUAACUUCCUUGACAGAGGUGUCUUGGACAAGUACAUGGUAUUGCCACUAUCCGAAGACACGAUUCACGCUACAUACGUUUGGAUAGAUGGUACCAAAGAACAUUUACGGUGCAAAACUCGUAUUAUCAAAUUCGUACCGAAAAGUCCUGCUGAUCUCCCACUGUGGACUUAUGAUGGUGCUUCCACAUUCCAAGAACAUGAAACGUUUUCCGAUAUUUAUCUGCAUCCAGUAGCCAUAUACAAGGACCCUUUUCUAGGCGGAAGUAGUAUUUUAGUGCUGUGUGAAACGUAUUACAAGUAUAAUGAUCAACCGACCGAAUCAAAUAAACGAAAAUCUUGUUUGGAAAUUGUUAAAAAGUGUGUGAAAGAUGAUCCUUGGUUCGGAUUCGAACAGGAAUAUUGCUUGCUCGGUAUGGAUGAAAGACCAUUUGGCUGGCCAGUAAUGGGAUACCCUUCUCCGCAAGGGCCCUAUUACUGUGGCGUUGGAACCCAUUUUGUUUUCGGACGACAAAUAGCAGCAGCUCAUUUAAGAGCUUGUCUCUAUGCCGGAAUAAAAAUCUAUGGGACGAAUGGUGAACGCAUGGCGUCGCAGUGGAAAUUCCAGGUUGGACCAUCCGAUGGAAUUUCCGUUGCCGAUGAUUUGAUCAUGUCGCGAUUCAUUCUGCACAGACUUUCUGAGGAAUUCGGUAUUAUGGCCAGUUUAGCUCCGAAACCAGUAUCUGGUGAUUGGCAUGGAUCUGGCUGUCUCACAGACGUUUCAACGAAAGCAAUGCGACAGCCGGGUGGUAUAAAAGAAAUUGAAAAUGCUAUCGGCAAAUUAUCAAAACGUCACGAAAAGCACAUUGCCGUAUACGACCCACAGCAAGGCAAAGACAAUGCGCUUCGCCUGAUAGGAAUAUUUUGUACAAGUCCAAUUGGUGAAUUUAGUUCGGGUGUCGACACCCGCGAAGCAUCAGUUCGAAUUCCUAGAAGUGUUGCUGACACUGGUUCAGGAUUCUUCGAGGACAGACGACCUAGCUCCAAUUGCGAUCCUUAUGCCGUUAUGGAGAUAAUGUUGAGGACAAUUUGUCUGGAUGAAUAAAAAAAUCGUAAUUUUUAGGCGUUAUAGAGUUAUUGUACAAAUUAUAGAGGUAAUAGGGUAGUUUUAAUGGAAAUUAAUGGAGUGCUUAUCAAUUGACAAUAAACGUUUCAUCACUUUGCUGCGACUGCUGACUUCAUAGAGUAAAUAACCAAUAGUUAUUUCGCAAUAAGUCCACGAAAAUUAUUCACGGUGGGGCUGAACGAAUUUUAAAUAAACGAGUAAGUUUCCGAGAACCAGCACCAGCGUCAGCAAGGACUUGUGAAACAGUGAGGACUUAAGACUUACAUUGGAAUUGGUAAUGGAACAAAUUCUAAGAUUUACAAUGUGAAAAUUACUUCUCUCAAUAAUUUCUUCAUGGAGCAAUAGCAGCUGAAAAUCAAAAUUUCACCAUGCUGAAAGACUGAAAUCUCCUUUACGAAGCAACAGAGGAAGCCUGUAAAUCGAAGUUUUCUGUUACAUUUUUACAAAUUGCACUUUUAGACUACCGUCGACGAACUUUGGCCGCUUGAAUUCAAGUGAUGAUUUAUUUCAAUAUUUAAAUGAAAGCGAACCCCAGAAAAUUCAUCUACUUCAUAUGUCCACAUCAAAAUUAUUUUGUAAAUUUUUAUUUUGAAUGUUGUAUUGCUUCGGUGGUGUUCCGAACAUUGAAAUAAUUUUUUAUGCAUGACGAUUGCAAGUUACUUGACAAUGAAAUUGAAAUUUGGAAAUAAAAUUUUUGUUUUACGCGCCCUGACGAGAUUUGAACCCCAGACCUCUUGCGUAUGAAGCAAGCGUUCUACGUAUCAAACCACAGGACUGAAC